Messenger RNA from Hyalella azteca, 579 nucleotides. RefSeq names its product heat shock 70 kDa protein 6-like. The record is from RefSeq and is a predicted model, not a curated record. Bases 1 to 579 code for a protein of 192 amino acids. NCBI's taxonomy places the organism in Eukaryota, Metazoa, Arthropoda, Malacostraca, Amphipoda, Hyalellidae. Gene Ontology annotation, molecular function: ATP-dependent protein folding chaperone; ATP binding. The transcript has a single exon.
AUGUCAGGUGCGGCCAGCAUCGGGCUGGACCUGGGCGCAGGCAAGUGCUGUGUUGGCAGCGUGCGCGCUGGAGCGGUGACGGUGUUGCCAAACGCUCACGGCGACAAGACCACUCCGAGUUUUGUUGCCUUCACCGACUCCCGCAGCCUCGUGGGCAGCGAUGCCAGGGACCAGGCGACGCUCAACCCAGAGAACACUUUUUAUGGCAUCAAAGCCGUCCUUGGCCGAAACUUCAGCAAGACUCUAAGAACAGAACCCUAUCAUUCCAAUGGUGGUAACAGUCCUAAGCAAGAUCCAAAACCAAUACUCCCUUUGAAUGAAGAGGAUCCAACCAUGCUUCCAUACCUUCCCGCAUAUUCCACAACCGAAGACGGCUCCCCCGUCUUUAAAGUUGAGUACAGGGAGGAGAACGUGAAGCUACGUCCCGUACAAAUCAAGGCUUUGCUAAUCGCUACGAUGAAGUCUGAUGCAGAUCACACGAUCAGUGGGGUCACAUACGCCGUCAUUGAUGUUACAGUAAAUUUCAGCAACGCGCAGCGACAAGCCAAUCGUGAUUCAGCCAGCAUCACCGGCCUUUAA